UGCGCAGUGCACCGUCAGCCUCUGUAGCGAUGCAAAGAUGGCGUCCUCCGUGGUUGUCUGCACUGCGCGUUUACUCAACUUUGUAGGAGUGUCUUCUGGCCAUCGUCGGGCUUGCUCGCUGCUUGCCUCGGCGAGACAUGGAGAAGCGUGUGUCACAGAGAUGUUGGGGACACAACGGUGCAGGAUAGGGGGCAACUUUGGCUGUUUGAGACCUGGAAAUGCAGUGACAUUGAGACUCACAGGACUGAGGCCCCCCCAUGUUGUCAGCAGUAGUCACUCCUUCCACACUAGCUGCUCCACAGCUAACAAACAGGACUUGUAUGAUGUUCUGGGGGUGUCUCGCACGGCCACUCAGAAAGAGAUCAAGAAAGCCUACUAUCAGAUGGCUAAGAAGUACCACCCAGACACCAACCAGGAUGACCCUCAGGCCAAGGAGAAGUUUGCCAAGCUGGCAGAAGCCUACGAGGUGCUGAGUGACGAGGUCAAGAGGAAGCAGUAUGACACGUACGGGGCGGCAGGCUUCGACCCCAGCCAGGCGGGAGGGGGGGCGGGGGGCCAGCAGUACUGGAGGGCCGGGGGGGCCAGCGUCGACCCAGAGGAAAUGUUCAGGAAGAUCUUCGGGGAGUUCACAGGAGCGCAGGGUUUCGGAGACUUCAACAGCAUGUUUGAACAGAGGCCAGAGUUUGUGAUGGAGCUGACGUUCACCCAGGCAGCUAAGGGAGUGAACAAGGAGAUGACAGUGAACCUGGACGAUGCGUGUCAGAGAUGUGACGGUAAAGGUAGCGAGCCAGGAACCAAGGUCCAGCACUGUCACUACUGUAACGGCACCGGCAUGGAGUCUAUAAACACCGGUCCCUUCAUGAUGCGCUCUACGUGUCGACGCUGUGGUGGGCGGGGCUCCAUCAUGACCACGCCCUGCGUGAUGUGUCGCGGCUCGGGACAGACCAAACAGCGACAGACCGUCACCGUGCCUGUACCCGCAGGAGUAGACAAUGGACAGACUGUACGAAUGCCAGUGGGGAAGAAGGAAAUCCACAUCACAUUUAGAGUCCAGAGGAGUCCAGUGUUCAGACGUGAUGGGAUCAACAUCCACUCUGAUGUCCACAUCUCUGUAGCCCAGGCUAUUCUGGGGGGCUCUGCCCGGGCACAGGGACUCUACAACACCAUAGAUAUACAGAUCCCUCCAGGUUGCCAGGCCGACCAGAAGAUCCGCCUGCAGGGAAAGGGGAUCCAGAGGAUGAACAGCUACAGUUAUGGAGAUCACUACGUUCACAUCAAGAUCAGAGUACCUAAGAAGUUAACUCGUCGACAGCGCUCCCUGCUCCUGAGUUACGCAGAGGAAGAGACUGACGUGGAGGGGACUGUCAACGGAGUCACUGCUACUACCACAGGUGGGAGCAGGAGUGGUCAGCGCUCUGAGUUUGGGGCAGGACAGGACAGAACAGACGGGCAGGAGAAGAAAGAAGAAGAGGCAGAGGGCAUCCUUUCCAAAAUAAAGAAAAUCUUUAGCUGACAGCCACACCUCAGGUAAGAGAUCAACAGGACAAUAAUGGGAGAAGGUAAGCGACUGGCACUCCGUCCCGCUCUCUACCCUCCCUCACCUACCGCCUGGACAGAGGGAGAGAAAGAGGGAGGUAGAGAAAUUGAGAGGGGUUUGGAUUUGUUGUAAGAACAUCCAUUUAGACACGGAAUGGGCCACCAAGAAAGUCCAUUUAGACACGGAAUGGGCCACCAAGAAAGCCAAGCCUUGCCACACACUGUUUAGUCCCAAAUGACACAGGUGUUGGGUUGAGAAACUAAAAACGUGUUUUAUCUGGAAGGGAUUCAAAAUGGACGUCAACAAGGAGUACAGGAGGAGGAGAAGAAGCGAAGACGAUCAUUUGAGCAAGCUUUUCACAAUGAGUGUGUUUCAGAUACACAAAUUCUGCACAGAUGAUCAGGACCUGUAUUCAGAGUAGGAGUGCUGAUCUAGGAUCAGUUCCCCCUUGUCCAUUCAUUUUAAUCUGAGGCAAAACUGAUCCCAGAUCAGCAUUCCUACUAUGAGACGCUUUAUGAAUAUGGGCCCUGAUCUUACAAUGUCUGGUCUGGAGAAGUGUCUUAGCACCUCAGGAACCACAUCCAUAAGAGAGUGUUUGUAUAAUCUGUGCAGAAUGUAUCAAGAACACACCCAUUGGCACCAUGUUGUGGUCUGAUGAAGGCUGAUGUAUUCAGAACACACCCAUUUGCACCAUGUUGUGGUCUGAUGAAGGCUGAUGUAUCUAGAACACACCCAUUGGCAUCAUGUUGUGGUCUGAUGAAGGCUGAUGUAUCUAGAACCCACCCAUUGGCAUCAUGUUGUGGUCUGAUGAAGGCUGAUGUAUUUAGUUGUAUUGUCAUUGUGGUGUUGUAUGUGUAAGGGGCAACACAGCUGUGCAAGACUUCGUUAAUAAAGUAUUGAAACACAACUUCAUCAAUACAUUAAAA
Messenger RNA from Salvelinus fontinalis (brook trout), 2463 nucleotides. Its product is annotated as dnaJ homolog subfamily A member 3, mitochondrial-like. NCBI's taxonomy places the organism in Eukaryota, Metazoa, Chordata, Actinopteri, Salmoniformes, Salmonidae. Gene Ontology annotation, cellular component: mitochondrion. Gene Ontology annotation, biological process: negative regulation of apoptotic process; protein folding; response to heat. The coding region runs from base 38 to 1513 and encodes 491 amino acids. The record is from RefSeq and is a predicted model, not a curated record. The transcript is spliced from 12 exons. Gene Ontology annotation, molecular function: protein kinase binding; heat shock protein binding; ATP binding.